CUCGCCACUUUGGCAUAUCUGACUUGUGAAAUCAAAAAUCGGUGCGGUGCUUGAACUUUUAAGAUAUUCUAGAAAACCCCAAGAAAAUGGAGCAAUUCAAGGGUCUGCAGAAAUCCCUGUAUAUAUGGACGGAUAGCGCCGAUCUGGACAAGCGUGUGGAGGAGCUAAAGGCGGCCACCGGCGGCGAGGUGGCCCUGGAAAAUGUGCACCGUCUCUCGUUUUCCUCCUAUGCCAACUCCAGUUUCGAUCUGAUUGUCAUUGAAUGCGCCCAGUUGACCGACAGUUAUGUAAAACUGCUGCACAUGCUGAAACCCAGUGGCAAACUCCAUUUGGUGUCCUUCAUUGGACCGGCGGCUAAUCUCCUGCAGGAGGUCAAGCUAUCUGGAUUUAUCAACUGCAGGGAGGACUCCAAGGAUGCCCUGACCGCCGAGAAGCCGGGCUACGAGACGGGAUCCUCGGCCAGGCUGUCGUUUGCCAAGAAGAACGCCAGUGCCGUGAAUGUCUGGAAGAUUAGCGGCGAUGAUGAGGAGCUGAUCGAUGAGGAGGAUCUGCUGGACGAGGAGGACAAACAGAAGCCGGAUCCCGCGGGUCUGCGUGUCUGCAGCACCACGGGAAAGCGCAAGGCCUGCAAAAAUUGCUCCUGCGGCUUGGCGGAGGAACUGGAGACCGAAAAACAAAGCCAGACGGCCACCGAGAAUGCCAAGUCCAGCUGCGGAAAUUGCUACCUGGGCGACGCCUUUCGCUGCUCCACUUGCCCCUACCUGGGAAUGCCCGCCUUUAAGCCCGGCGAGAAGGUGGAACUGGGUGGAAACCUCCUCAAAUCCGACAUUUAACAAUCACGCACACAUUUCAAAUACAUAGUUUAUUAAGCUGACUUACUAACAAACAAUAAUGUCAUAAUGUAAAUACACAAAAAUGCACCGCAUCACA
Drosophila takahashii is the source of this 930-nucleotide messenger RNA. It is a transcript of the gene CIAPIN1, whose product is annotated as cytokine induced apoptosis inhibitor 1. Lineage: Eukaryota; Metazoa; Arthropoda; Insecta; Diptera; Drosophilidae. Gene Ontology annotation, cellular component: cytoplasm. Gene Ontology annotation, biological process: iron-sulfur cluster assembly. Gene Ontology annotation, molecular function: iron-sulfur cluster binding. The record is from RefSeq and is a predicted model, not a curated record.